GGCAACAAUCCAGCGAUUGUGAGCAGCAUUGGCAUAAACUUUCCCCUUUUUCACAUCUCUUCUCAGUUUCUUCUCACACUCAGCACUGUGGAGCAAAAAUGGGUCAGGGCACACCCGGCGGACUCAACCGGCAGGGGGGUCUUCCCGGCGACCGGAAGCAAGACGAUCCCAACAAGAAGGACAAGAAAUUCGAGCCGGCCGCCCCUCCCUCCCGCGUCGGCCGCAAGCAGCGGAAGCAGAAGGGCCCCGAUGCCGCCGCCCGCCUCCCGACGGUCACCCCCCACACCAAGUGCAAGCUCCGCCUUCUCAAGCUCGAGCGAGUCAAGGACUAUUUGCUCAUGGAGGAGGAGUUCGUUGCCAAUCAGGAGCGCUUGAAGCCCCAGGAGGAAAAGAAUGAAGAAGAUAGAUCUAAGGUCGAUGACCUGCGUGGCUCGCCGAUGAGCGUUGGCAAUCUGGAGGAGCUGAUUGAUGAGAAUCAUGCGAUUGUUUCCUCGUCCGUCGGUCCGGAGUACUAUGUGGGGAUCUUGUCGUUUGUUGAUAAAGACCAGCUCGAGCCUGGAUGUGCCAUUCUUAUGCACAACAAGGUCCUUUCUGUCGUUGGGCUUCUUCAAGAUGAGGUCGACCCCAUGGUAUCUGUUAUGAAGGUUGAGAAGGCUCCAUUGGAAUCCUAUGCUGAUAUUGGUGGUUUAGAUGCUCAGAUCCAGGAGAUUAAAGAAGCAGUAGAGCUUCCUCUUACUCAUCCUGAAUUAUAUGAAGACAUUGGAAUUAAACCCCCCAAAGGAGUCAUACUUUACGGGGAGCCAGGGACCGGGAAAACAUUGCUUGCUAAGGCAGUGGCAAACUCCACUUCAGCUACAUUCUUGCGUGUGGUUGGAAGUGAACUGAUCCAGAAAUACUUAGGAGAUGGGCCUAAAUUAGUCAGGGAGCUCUUUAGGGUUGCAGAUGAUCUUUCCCCAUCAAUUGUAUUCAUCGACGAAAUUGAUGCUGUUGGUACAAAGAGGUAUGAUGCACAUUCUGGCGGCGAGCGCGAGAUCCAAAGGACUAUGCUUGAAUUACUGAACCAACUGGAUGGGUUUGACUCAAGAGGAGAUGUCAAAGUGAUUCUUGCUACAAAUAGAAUUGAAAGCCUUGAUCCUGCCCUUUUACGACCUGGACGAAUAGACAGGAAGAUUGAAUUUCCCCUUCCAGAUAUAAAAACAAGACGUCGCAUUUUUCAGAUUCAUACAUCAAGGAUGACGCUAGCUGACGAUGUGAACUUAGAAGAGUUUGUAAUGACCAAAGAUGAGUUUUCUGGGGCUGAUAUCAAAGCAAUUUGCACAGAAGCUGGCUUGCUUGCUCUAAGAGAACGUAGAAUGAAGGUGACUCAUGCAGACUUUAAGAAAGCAAAGGAGAAGGUUAUGUUCAAAAAGAAAGAGGGUGUUCCAGAGGGACUUUACAUGUAACAGAGUCGGGCGCUGAUGCAAAAGUUGUAUGGGCUUGUUUUAUUCAUUUUUUCCUAUUUAAUGUGGAACACUGGCGAUUUAGAGCUCAGUUACCUGUUUGAGACAUCUCUUUUAGAUUAUAAUUGCCUUUAUACACAACAUUUGUUGGAGAUGAAUCAGGUGACUUUUUUCUCAGUUAAAGAAUGGAUUUGAACUUAUAACUAGAGAUUUGUAAUGCAUCUUUGAGGGGUGUACAAUCAACAGCGAGAACUGAAGUCCCAUAAUCUUGCAACAUUAUUCUGUUCUUUGUAAGUUUCAAUUGGAGAUUGGUUGUAGGUAAUGAAAUAUUUCAUUUAAUA
Molecule: messenger RNA, 1780 nt
Organism: Momordica charantia (bitter melon)
Lineage: Eukaryota; Viridiplantae; Streptophyta; Magnoliopsida; Cucurbitales; Cucurbitaceae
Product: 26S proteasome regulatory subunit 4 homolog B
Molecular function (GO): ATP hydrolysis activity; ATP binding
Source: RefSeq, a predicted model, not a curated record